AUGUCGCUGACGCAACUUGUGGAUGGGAUAUCUACACGUGAUCCACGAUCUCAUGUACCGAAGAUUGGCGUAAAAAUUAAGGAAGAGUUUAAUUCUACCUUGUGCGGUAUCAUGUCCCCAGACCCAAAUUUUGAAUCGCUUGAACAACUCCCUGAUCAUAUAGCUUCUUUCACUGCCAGUUGUGAUGAUGGAAAACUGAUUGAUUCAACACCAGGAAUAAAACCACAGCAUGCAUUAACAUCUCGUAAAAUACUUGAGAAUGCUACUUUGUUGGUUGCAAAGUUGAAGGAAAAGGUUGGGGAAGACAGUGAACCGGUUGUCAAAGUUACUGUUUCGUAUCCAGAGUACAAUUAUGCUUUUACAGUGUCUGGUGACAAGCUUUACGGAGUCAAACGCGCGAAUAGUUAA
This is a messenger RNA of Paraglomus brasilianum, 408 nucleotides long. Lineage: Eukaryota; Fungi; Glomeromycota; Glomeromycetes; Paraglomerales; Paraglomeraceae. The record is from the annotation of a GenBank genome assembly.